Messenger RNA from Corticium candelabrum, 1642 nucleotides. RefSeq names its product monocarboxylate transporter 14-like. Gene Ontology annotation, biological process: transmembrane transport. Gene Ontology annotation, cellular component: membrane. Gene Ontology annotation, molecular function: monocarboxylic acid transmembrane transporter activity. The transcript is spliced from 4 exons. Lineage: Eukaryota; Metazoa; Porifera; Homoscleromorpha; Homosclerophorida; Plakinidae. Bases 24 to 1466 code for a protein of 480 amino acids. The record is from RefSeq and is a predicted model, not a curated record.
UCAGUUUUUCAUUCAUCGACCCGAUGACGCAUGUAUCGAGUAGCAAUUUCAAUCAUGUUGGCGACGUACAAACUAAGAAGGCGACAACGCAAACGAAUGCUCGCCGAAGAAGUUCCAUCAAGAUUCUGAUGCUACCGACUGCCGCAGUCGACGAAGGCUGGUCGUGGGUCGUUUGCAUCGCUUGUUUCUUUAUCAAUUUCGUCCUCAUUGGUGUGUGGUCUUCCUUUGGCGUGCUGUACGUCGGAUUGCUAGAACAUUAUGUCGAUUCCAACGAGACCGACAUUUGUUCGAGUGAAAAUAGGAGUCAGUCUUCUAAUGCUAUUAGUGGACAGACAGCAUGGAUUGGCAGCCAAGCAACUUUGUUCACUUUUCUACUUGGACCAUUGUCUGUUUCUCUUGCCACUCGUUGGGGUGUCCGACCAGUUGUGAUCACCGGCUGUUGUCUCUUUUCAAUCGGUCUCUUUCUAACUGCAGCCACCAAUCAGAUAUGGCAGGCCAUACUAACAUACGGUGUGAUGGGCGGACUUGGUGGCUCCAUGAUGUACUCUCCAACCGUCGGCAGUCUUCCUGCGUAUUUCAGAAAGAGGAAGUCGCUUGCUGUGUGUUUAGCUCGAUCAGGAUCAUGGUUUGGCAACCUUGCCUUCGUUUCCUGCAUGACUGUCAUUCGCGACGAGUUUGGUUGGAGAAUGCAGUGCGUGUUCUUGGGAUGUAUUGGUUCAUUGACGAUUUUCAUGGGUGCGCUGUAUCGGCCUCGACCCGUGCAACCUGCUUCUGCUAGACCAUCGGUCAAAGAGAUUGUCGUGCAGUCAUGCAAUUCACAGAGACACCGUCGAUUCGCCGUGUGGGUAUGGAUACAUUCUCUUCAUUUCUUUCAACUGUAUCUCGUGCUCUUUCAUUUGGUUCGACAUGCUAGGUGUAUGCUGGGUGUUGAUUCAACCGCUUCGUCACUUCUUCUUGUUUACCUUUCAGCUGCUGCUGCAUGUUGCAGCAUCUCUAAUGGAAUUUUGCAGGACAAGGUGAAGAACAAGAUUCUUAUCUUGCAGUUUGUGAUCUUUGUUGGUGGUGUAGCCAACCUUUCCUUCCGAUUUCUGACGACGUAUCGUCAUCUCAUUGUAUACUCGAUACUGAUCGGAAUCGGGGACUCAUUUCUGUCGGCAAUGUGCGUCAUACCUCAAGAGUUGGUCGGAAGUAAAGAGGCAGUCAAUGCUUUUGGUAUUCUCUCGUUUAGUGGAGGACUUGUUAGUUGUUUUGGUGGACCCGCAGGAGGUUGGGCAUUUGAUGCAACAGGAUCGUAUGAUGUCGUCUUCACGAUUGCUGGUGGUUUCUCAGUAGUCUCUUGUUUACUGAUGUUUUGUGUAUCGUGUUCUACGAAAACAAAGAGUGAAAUGGUGGCAGAAGCGUCAAAGAAUGAACCAAAGUCAUCACCGGCUGCUGAAGUUGUUGGUUCUGUGGAGACGUCGGUGUAGCAGUGAGAGCGUGAUACAUACAUGCUGCUCUAUCAGUCACGGUAGGAGACGUUUAAUACAUUAAUUAAUUUGUUAGUUGUGUACUUUGAAAUUAUAUAUAUAAAUAUAUGUAUGUAUUAAAUUAAUAGAUAUGUGACUUUGAGAUUAAAUAUCUUUAUAAAUUUAGUAAAGAAAAG